This is a messenger RNA of Branchiostoma belcheri (Belcher's lancelet), 2508 nucleotides long. RefSeq lists its product as uncharacterized. NCBI's taxonomy places the organism in Eukaryota, Metazoa, Chordata, Leptocardii, Amphioxiformes, Branchiostomatidae. Gene Ontology annotation, biological process: glycolipid biosynthetic process. The transcript is spliced from 4 exons. Gene Ontology annotation, molecular function: galactosylceramide sulfotransferase activity. The record is from RefSeq and is a predicted model, not a curated record. Gene Ontology annotation, cellular component: membrane. Bases 28 to 2112 code for a protein of 694 amino acids.
CAGGGGGAGGGAGGACGCGUACUCAACAUGAGAACGACAAUUCUCGCGGCGUUUUUCUACCUUAUCGGAUUCAGCUGUGCUUCGAUGUUGGCGUUUAUUUUAUACCUCACCAGAUAUGGGAAGGAUAUGGAAGUUGCACGCUCAGAUCUAGACUACUCCAUAAAACUCUUACGGCGAGGCGCGAUUAUGCAGAACUCCUUGGGAUUCUCGGACAGAAAACAAAUCGACAUCGCCGACAAAGUAGCAGACCUGCAGAAGACUCGUCCAGACGUCGUGUCUACCGUGGCCACGACAUGUAAACAGCCUUCUGUGAGACCUGGCAUCGCCGGGAGGGGAAACAGCCAUUCUUCACGACCGCCUGAAGACAUCAAGGAGACAAACAAUUCUGCACAACAGACUCAAGACAGACACAAACAAUUUGUUAGAAGCGGGAGUCGUGAACAGAAAAAGAACGAAAUAUGGACAGAACAGAAACUGAAUCUGACAAACCACCAAUCACUAAAUGUUGUAAAGAAAGAUAUUCAUUCAAGGUCAACAAGUGUUAGAAAGGAAUUUGCACCCGUGGCUCAAGGACAAUAUAGACACUCUGUCCUCCAGAAGAGCCCAGGUGGUAAGAAAGAACACGAUACGCUAAAAGUAGAACCUCGCAAAGAAUCUGCGACUGUUGAUGAUAGGGCAAAGCGGACUGGACUGCUAAUUUCUGGACAAAAUGAAACACUAAGCAGUAAACAUAUCUACUUCAGUCAACAGCAUCACUCAGGACUAAACUCUACCUCAAAAUAUAGACAUGAUGAGAAAAAGUCAUUGGUAUUGAAAGAAGAAACAGACAAAAAAUUCGACGACCACGGUAAAAUCAGUAAACAAUUCCCCACAUUGAAUGCUACGAGCUACACAAGGGACAACGAAUCUGUUAGUUCCCUAGUGUCAGUGAAGAGUCAUAAAACAAAACGUUCCCGGCUGCCGGUGGUAGAGGAUGGACUAGACAUUGUCGACACUGAAGGCCAUCGCCAGGCUACUGGGGACCAGUGCGCUCCUAAGAAACACUUCGUGUGGAUCAAGGUUCACAAGGCCGGCUCACAGACAACAAACCCUAUCUUCGAACGAUUCGCCUACAAGCACAAACUCAAGCUAUUGUUUGGUAUCUCCAACGGGCCGACUGUGUCCUGGCCGCGGCCUCCGAGAUGGGCGGAGUAUGUCCACCCACCGACCGGAGGGCCGUUCGACGCCCUGUACGUUCACAGUCGUUACAAUAAAACAUGGAUGCAAGCCCACUUUCCCAACGACACGGUGUAUCUGUCCAUUGUGAAAGAUCCGUUCUCACACUUCAAGUCUAGCUUCCACUACUACGGUCUACCGCAGCAUCUCAACUUACAAGACUGGAACCCGGUCAAGACGUUUCUCAAGAACCCCUGGAAGUACAAGACGGAGGCAUUGUAUCAGGGCAUCCGGUUCGACAAAACCAGGAACGCACAGCUCUUUGACUUGGGUUUUCCCAUUGAGAAGUCUCACGACAGAAUAUGGGCCGAAGAAUAUAUCAAACAGUUAGACAGGGACUUCUUACUUGUAAUAAUCUUAGAGCACUAUGCUGAGUCAUUGGUAUUGUUGAAAAGAUUAAUGUGUUGGGAAUUGUCCGAUAUUCUGUUGGUAGAAGAGAGAAUAAACUCUCGAAAUUACCGGUACAAACACUACAGUCCCACACGGGAAGAACUGAAGAGGUAUAAGAUGUAUGCAGAGGCGGAGUACGUUAUGUACCAGCGAUUUAACCAGUCCCUCUGGACCAAGAUCGGGCAGCAGAGUCAGGACUUCUUCCAAGAGGUGGAGAACUACAAGCGGGUGACGAGGCGAGUUCGCACUUUCUGCAAAUACAACUCAACACAAGAACUUCUUAUUUCAGCUUCUCCGUGGAAUCCUCAAUAUAAGAUGAGGCAGUCUAUCUGUACCUACCUGAAAAUACAUGAUAUUGAAUGGAGAACACACUCGUGGGCACAACUUCGCUAUCCCCCACGUAUAAAACGCCUCUUGAGACAAGAAUACUUCAACAACAUAAGCAAGUAUCACGACAAGCUGCUGGCUGCGGCCAGGCAAGACUCUGCAGAAAAUCAAAGAUCAUAGCUUUUAAGCUUAAAAGCACUUAAUUGUAAGCACUUAAAAGUGUUGUGAAAUAAGACUUGUUUGCACAUUGUAGAUAUUUGACUUUGUAGUUUUACUAAAGACGGUGUGUAAUGGGACACUAACUUGUAAUUUAGGAAAAACCAAGUGCGCGACGUCUUUUAAUGACAUUCACAUAAUCAUCAUCACAUACUCAAUGUUACACCUGCUACAUUCAUGUGUUUCAACGCAAGAGUAAUUUUUCAAUGGCAAGAUCUUCUCUUAACGGCAUUCCUCCAUAAGAUACAACAAUAAGAUAUUACAUUCUCUUUAUUUCAUGCUGCUACAUAUGUAAGCUUCGUGAUCUCAUGCAGGUAAUUGAUAGGAAAGUUGAUAUCUAAAAUAAUAAGCCUGCUUUCA